Molecule: messenger RNA, 1347 nt
Organism: Sordaria macrospora k-hell
Lineage: Eukaryota; Fungi; Ascomycota; Sordariomycetes; Sordariales; Sordariaceae
Cellular component (GO): cytoplasm
Molecular function (GO): exopolyphosphatase activity
Source: RefSeq, a predicted model, not a curated record
AUGGCGCCCGCAGCCCGGCGUGUCUCCCUCAAGAAUUUCCUCUUGACAGCUCGCAAGGCGUUGCUCACGCCGCCAGCGCAACGGCCGAACCCUUUGAUAUUUGUCGUAGGAAACGAAUCAGCAGACCUCGACUCCCUCUGCUCCUCCAUCCUCCUCGCCUACUUCCGCACUUACGACCACUGCACCAGCAGCACCACCCCCGGGGUAUUUCCAACCCUACACAUCCCGCUCUCCAACCUGCCCUCAGCCGACCUCGCCCUUCGCCCGGAACUUGCCGCCGUCCUCAAGCCCGCCGGUCUACACAAUGACGACCUGAUCACCCUCGACGGCCUCCCCACCUCCAGCUCCAAUUCCAACAAUGAUACCUCCAGCUCCAUAACGCCUGAAAACACGCAAUGGCUGCUAGUAGACCACAACGCGCUCACCGGCCCUCUCGCCGCUCGCGGGUUUGGUGCUCCCGAUAAAAUAAUAGGGUGUAUCGACCACCACGAUGACGAGGGCGUCGUUUCUUCUAAUGUCGAGCCGCGGAUCAUCGAAAAGAGCGGGAGUUGCAUGUCGCUGGUGGUGGAGUAUUGCAAGCCGGGGUGGGAAGAGCUCAGCAAACUAGAAAGGUCGGAAGAAGGGAAUGCAGAUACGAGUCCGGAAGAGUGGGAAGCGCAGUUGGCGCAUCUGGCGCUGGCGCCGAUAUUGGUUGAUACGACGAAUCUGACGUCAAAGGAUAAGACGACGGAGUGGGAUAGGGAGGCUGUGAAGUUUUUGGAGGGGAGAUUGAGUGCCUCUUCAGCUGCUACUGCGGCUGCGGCUGCUGCGGCUGCUGGUAGCAGUGAAGGGAAGGGAUACGAAAGAACAGCCUACUUCAACCACAUCACCUCUCUCAAAGAAGAAAUUGCCGGGUUAAGCUACCGCGACAUUCUGCGAAAGGACUACAAGCGGUGGAUGGACGGCGGGCUAGCGGUGGGUAUCUCAACGGUCGUCAGGGGGUUUGACUACCUCAUGACCGAGAUUGGAGACCAGAAACAGUUCACCGAGGCGCUGAAGGCUUGGGCAAAGGAGCAGGAACUCGACAUCGCGGCGGUUAUGACGGUGUCUAAUCCUGAUGGGAAGUUUACGAGGGAGUUGCUCGUGUGGGCGUUCAACGAGGGGGCGGUCAAGGUUGCGAAGCGGUUUGUGGAUAAGAAUGGUGGUGAAGAAGGGCUGCGGCUUCAGACGUGGGGAGGUGGGAAGUUGGAUUCGGAACAAGGAGAAGCGGAGUGGGUGAGGUGUUGGACGCAAGGACGGGUGGAUAAGAGUAGGAAGCAGGUGGCACCCAUGUUGAGGGAUGUAAUGAAGGAGGCGGCUAGGCUCUGA